This is a messenger RNA of Colletotrichum lupini, 750 nucleotides long. RefSeq lists its product as uncharacterized. Bases 1 to 750 code for a protein of 249 amino acids. The record is from RefSeq and is a predicted model, not a curated record. The transcript has 4 exons. Lineage: Eukaryota; Fungi; Ascomycota; Sordariomycetes; Glomerellales; Glomerellaceae.
AUGCGUCCAUUGCAAGCCAUCGUCCGCUCGUCCCUUUUUGCCCCCAACGGCCGCAGUCAUCCUUUUACCCCUCCCCCCUUCCAUCAACUAAAGACUGAUUUCACCGUCGCCCCGGCUGUGAACUACGCACCAACACCACCGCCAGUGACCAUCGCGAGCCUGGAAAUGAGCGGUGAGUUGGCGUAUCGCCCUACUCAGCUGUCCCCUGUUCAGGGUGUGUCUUACUACAGAGCACCUCCUAAUACUUCGGCAGUGCACUGGACGUGCGAGCAUGUACUCUUUCACAUAGGGUCUGGAGCCAGCAAUUACAUCAGGCGCCGCCUUGCCUAUUGUGUCAUCCGCUUCCUGCACCUUAAUCGUGAUGCUUCCAUCCUCAUUCGCCAGAAGACCCCGGACCACGACCUCCAUCCUCAUGUUGGACACAGGGUUGGCAAGGCUACCUCACAGCAGCGGCAGAAACGGAAACGCCUGGCGGCUUUGGACAGGGCUCCCACGCCCAUGAUCUCCCGAAUCUUGCCCGUCUCGUCAUCCCUCCAGCUUGGGUUCACCGUUCAGGCCACACGGCACACCAAGCUUGCUACUCGGACCUGGUGCUCCCAAGCAACCACGCCCCCGGAGGCAUACACAAUACACAAGACAACAGCAUUCCUUGGUGACCUCGAGAUGGCCUCCCAAUGGCCCGCAUCAGUGACAUGCACAGAAGGUCAAAACGUCAGGGCUGCAGGAAUCACAAGCCCAGCAAUGACGUAG